Clavispora lusitaniae ATCC 42720 is the source of this 2178-nucleotide messenger RNA. Its product is annotated as JmjC domain, hydroxylase family protein. Gene Ontology annotation, molecular function: histone H3K36 demethylase activity; histone H3K9 demethylase activity. Gene Ontology annotation, biological process: regulation of gene expression; chromatin remodeling. Lineage: Eukaryota; Fungi; Ascomycota; Pichiomycetes; Serinales; Metschnikowiaceae. The record is from RefSeq and is a predicted model, not a curated record. Gene Ontology annotation, cellular component: chromatin; nucleus.
AUGGAGAGCCGCUAUAAAUGCGAUCCGCAACUUCAGGUGGAGCCUGCUUUCUACAGUGAUGGCGUUCCUGUGUUUGAGCCUACAAUGGCCCAAUUCACAGACUUCUACCAAUAUAACAAGGCCAUCAACAAGUAUGGAAUGCAGUCAGGAAUAGUCAAGAUCAUUCCACCACCUGAGUGGACGGAGCUGUUGCGUGGUACUUAUACACCAAAAAACCUUGCACGCAUCAGGAUAAAGAACCCAAUCAUCCAGAAUAUGAACGUAACGCCAGGCCACCAAGGCGUCUAUUCGCUGCAAAAUGUCGAGCGCCAGCGUCUGUAUGACAUCUAUCAAUGGAAAAGCAUUUCACAAAAACCAAACUAUGUUCCACCAGCCCACAAAAAGACCAGGCGUGGGCUGCCUUCUGCGGAAAACAAACUGACACAAAAAGAAGGCUAUUCAUUGCGAAGCAAGUCGUCUCUGAAACCUGCUGCAAACUUCUUGCAGGGAGACUUCAACAUUGACACGUCUGAGUUCACCAAUGAGCGGUGUGAAGAGUUGGAACAGCUCUACUGGAGAUCACUUGGCUACGCCGAACCAAUGUAUGGUGCAGACAUGUUGGGAUCGCUUUUCUUAGAAUCUACUAAGGCCUGGAAUGUGGCACAUCUUCCCAAUGUGCUAGAUUUGAUGGAGGAAAAGAUUCCCGGUGUGAAUGACGCUUACUUGUACGCGGGUUUGUGGAAGGCUAGUUUCUCUUGGCAUUUGGAAGACCAGGACCUCUACUCCAUCAACUACCUUCACUUUGGGGCUCCCAAACAAUGGUAUUCUAUUCCGCAGCGGGAGCAUAAGAAGUUCUACACUUUAAUGAAGGAAAUAUUUGCAGAAGAUUACAAACAGUGCCACGAGUUUCUCCGACACAAGACAUUUCUCGCAUCGCCACAGUUUCUUGCAAAACACGGAAUAACUUGCAACAAGAUAGUACAUAAACAAGGAGAGUUUAUGAUAACUUAUCCGUACGGCUACCAUGCCGGAUUUAAUUUCGGAUUCAACUUGGCGGAAUCUGUGAACUUUGCAUUAGACGACUGGUUUCCUUUCGCAGAGAAAACGCAGAAAUGUGAAUGUAUAACUGAUGCUGUGGCCAUCAAUCAUCGAAUGCUUUUUUGCAGAUUUAAGGGAAUUCCAUAUGAUUCGGAAGUGUACAAGCCACUGAAACAGUUGUCACGUUCGCCGUCAGAAGUACCUACCAAGAAAAUACCAGGGCGGAAGAGGCAAAAAGUCGAAGCAGUCACUCAUCAAUGUCUAUUAUGUCCAAAUGACCUCGAUAUAGAACUCACAAAAUUCAAACCUUUUGAGCUUCUUCAAACGGAUAUGUUCGAUUACGCCACAAAAAAGCCAUUGGAAGUGCACCGUUUGUGCGCUGAAAUGUUUCCAGAUCAGUUGGUGUUCGAAAAAGUUUUUUUAGACAACUUGUGGAGAGAUGUGGUCAAGGGCUUUAGUAACAUUACACGGCCACAAAGAAACUUGAAAUGUCUAGUAUGCCACACUCGCAAUAAGAUUCUGCAGUCUGUGAAAUCUCCAUCCCAAGGGGCUUGUUUCCAAUGCACUUCACCUAAAUGCACUCGGUCUUUCCAUGGCACAUGUGCCUUGGCUGGAGGGUUCGAUUUCAACAAAAAAGUGUGCAAGCAACACAGAAGCAUUCCAGAUCCCACUAGCCACUAUUCCAUGGAAGCGCUGUUCAUUGAUUCAAAUUCCAUGGUUCAGUUCACCAUUCCAACAGGAUCAAAAAGACAGACAAAUAAUACAUUCUGUGGUUUAGCUACUCGCAAUAAUAGGAGUGAAUCCACCCUAGAAGUUCUGGUGUACCCACAGUUGUCUGACUCUAUUGAAGUACACUAUAAGAAUCUCAUUUUGCCCGUAGGGUAUGAGACAGACAGCAACCCGUUUUUCAACAUGGAAUUGGUCACCAAGUACAGGAGCUUCAAUCGGCAGUAUUCUGCUUCUGAAAUUGAGGCACAUCUUCCUCCAUCUCUGUUCCAUGCUUCUCUGCUGAACUAUGCUAUCGAAAAGGGCCCAGCCACUUUUUCCCCGGAAUCAACCAGCCGGAUUAUCUUCGUCAAUGAGUUUUCAAACCGAGCCAUACAACAUUCAACCGAGCCAUCCAAGUUCCAUUUUGUAAGUGAGUCUUUCAACGAAAUUUAA